Messenger RNA from Columba livia (rock pigeon), 5517 nucleotides. RefSeq names its product G protein-coupled receptor class C group 6 member A (gene GPRC6A). Gene Ontology annotation, cellular component: plasma membrane. Lineage: Eukaryota; Metazoa; Chordata; Aves; Columbiformes; Columbidae. Gene Ontology annotation, molecular function: G protein-coupled receptor activity. Gene Ontology annotation, biological process: G protein-coupled receptor signaling pathway. The coding region runs from base 869 to 3184 and encodes 771 amino acids. The transcript has 5 exons. The record is from RefSeq and is a predicted model, not a curated record.
UAUUUCAUUUCGGAGAGAGGGUCAAAUUUACCAUGCUCAGAAUAAAGGUGCAGCUCUGAUCAUAGAGAUUGCAAAAGCCGCAUGUUUGAUCCAGGGCAGGAUUUGGCUCAACUGAAGGACAUAAGAAGGGGUGGGAUUCAACUCUAAAUGGAAGGCUUGAUUCACUUGCUUAAACAAAGGCAUAAGGUACAUGCCUCCAAGCGCAAUAUCGGGAUGGUGCUGGGCUCUUGUCAGCCUGGCAGUGCCACUAGUCCUGCAUGGCUGUGCCAGUUGCUCCAGUGUGCCUUGGAUGACACUCAAGAACUUUGUUCAGGCAACAAAGCUACACCCACCGUGUUUAGUCUGGCUGGUGGUGAAUAUGACAACACCCAAUCUCAAGCUGAAAACAAAGAGACAAAAUCAAAUUUGGCCAGAAAUUUGGAAAUUCUCUUUUGUCUGAAAGAGAUCAGAUUUUGGAGUCUAACUAUGGGCAAUGAAGUGAGGAAUACUGUUCUAAACCACUGUUUUACUCCUGUUGCUCUUCAAGCAGUUGUAGAAAAGAAGGAAUGCAACUCUCUAGAUCCACACUGGUCCUUCCCAAAACAUCCUUCUCUAUUUCUGUCCUCUCUAGGACUAUUACAGUCUCACACUUGUACUUAGGCCUACUUUCUCCACGGUAAAAGAGCUGAGGUCAAGGCCAGGACCAACAAGGAAAAAAAGAAAUCCACUUCCACACCCGCCUGUGUUACACAUUGGGUUUGGCAAUCGAACAUAAAUGACCUCACUGCAAAGUAGCAACAUAGUAACCAAACAUGUAGAAAAGACAUAAGAUCUGAACUAAAUAUAACUUCUAACUGAAUCUUCUCCUCUACAACAGUAGGAAGCAAUUAUGACCUCCAGCUCCACCACAGGAGCAAUAGUCAGUCCUGCGUCAUCAGCUGAAAUCCUCAGUGACAAAAUCCGGUUUCCUUCUUUCUUCAGAACUAUUCCCAGCGAUUUCCAUCAGACAAGAGCAAUGGUCCACUUGAUCUGUGAGGCUGGGUGGAAUUGGAUUGGAGUAAUAGCCACUGAUGAUGACAAUGGACGCUUUGCUCUGGAGAGCUUUGGGGUCCAGGCCAUGGCAAACAAUGUUUGCAUAGCUUUUAAAGAAAUGCUACCUGCCUAUCUCUCUGACAGCACCUUUCACACUAAAGUUGAUCAUGCAGUUGAGAAAAUUGUCAAGGAAACCAAAGUAAAUGUUAUUGUUGUCUUCAUGAGACAGUUCCAUGUGCUCAAACUAUUUAAGAAGGCAAUUGAGAGGAACGUAAACAAAAUCUGGAUUGCAAGUGAUAAUUGGUCGACUGCAGUCAAAAUCAGUACCAUUCCCAAUAUCAGACAGCUGGGAACCAUUGUGGGAUUUGGAUUUAAAAGCGGAGACAUCUCCACAUUCCAAGACUUUCUGAAAAAUCUUCAUGAAAAGCCUACUGACAACAACAAGUUUUUACAUGAAUAUAUUAUGCUUUUGUCAGCCUGUGCACACCUGGAAUACCAUGAUUUUCAAGCAUGUAUUGCAAACCAGUCCCAGGAUGAUCUGUUGCAAAAUGUUGAAAAUAAGCAGCAGAUCUGGAGAGAUGAUUUUUUGAAUGCUAACAUUGAACCAGGAUUUAUCCAUAGUACUAUUCUUGCAGCCUAUGCCAUUGCUCAUGCCAUUAAAGGACAAUGCAAACACAGAAAAUGCAAGGAUCCCUCUGCCUUCGCUCCCUGGGAGCUCCUUGAAGAACUUGAAAAAGUUACAUUCAUUGAUGAUGAUAAAGAAAUCAAGUUUGAUUCCAAUGGAGAUUUGAGCACCAAUUACGAUGUACUUCUUUGGAAAGAAAUUGAUGGCCGCAUGGAAAUCACCACUAUGGCAGAAUAUGACCCAGAGAAAGGUCACUUUAUCUUUGAAGAUGAAGAGAAAAAAAAAGAAUUUCUGGAUUUACAGAAGGUUCAGUCAACGUGCUCCCAGCACUGCAGGCCAGGACAGAUGAAAAAGAUUACAGAAAGUCCACACACAUGCUGCUAUGAGUGUGUUUACUGCCCAGAAAACCAUUAUAGCAAUCAAACAGAUAUCGAUUACUGCUACCAAUGUAACAACAAAACCUACUGGGCUCCUGUCAACAGCACCACAUGCUACAGAAAGACAAUCCAUUUCCUCGCCUGGACUGACUGGUUUGCUAUUUUCCUCCUCCUCCUCUCUGCUUUUGGGGUUGUGUUGGUUUUGUCAAUUAGUGUAAUAUUUGCCAAAAACGUGAGCACACCAGUUGUAAAGGCGUCUGGAGGUCUAACCGUCUGCUAUAUUAUUCUCUUCAGCCACUUCUUAAUUUUUUUAAGCACUAUCUUCUUCAUAGAUGAACCCACAGAAUUCAAGUGUAAAACUAGGCAGGCACUCUUUGGCAUAAGUUUCACACUCUGCGUUUCAUGUAUUUUAAUAAAGUCACUAAAAAUUUUACUAGCUUUCAGCUUUGAUCCUAAGUUGCAGAAUUUCCUGAAAUGUGUAUAUAAACCUGUUCCCACUGUGGUCACCUGCACUGGAAUUCAAGUAAUCAUUUGUACCUUUUGGCUCAUAUUUAAGACACCUUUUGUAAAGCAAAAUUUCUCAAUCCCAAGAACAAUAAUUCUGGAGUGCAAUGAAGGUUCUAUUGUGGCUUUUGGGAUCAUGUUGAGCUACAUUGCUGCCUUAGCCUUUGUUUGCUUCAUAUUUGCCUUUAAAGGUAGGAAGUUACCAGAGAACUACAAUGAAGCUAAAUUCAUAACUUUUGGCAUGCUAAUUUACUUUAUAGCAUGGAUUGUAUUUAUCCCUGUCUAUGCAACUACAUUUGGCAAAUACCUGCCAGCAGUGGAAAUCAUCGUUGUUUUAAUAUCCAAUUAUGGAAUCCUCUGCUGCACUUUUCUUCCAAAGUGCUAUAUCAUCAUUUACAAGCAAGAAACAAAUACAAAAUCUGCCUUUCUCAAAAUGGUUUACACAUAUUCCUCCAAGAGCGCCAGCAGCGUUGCUGUUAGUCAGAUUUCUCUGGAUUCAAAGUCUUCCAGCUCCCGAGCUACUAUCUCAGACUUUUGUAAAUCUGAGGGAAACUCUGUGAAUGGAAACAGCCAUUUGCAAGUGCCUGGGCAGAGGCUAAUAAAAGGGAAAGUUCUUCCUAAAAAUACUGCAAGGACUAUGGCCAGGAGAAGACUCUCCAGCAUAUGACUGGCAGUGUUAAAAUACUAGAAGAAGAAAAGCCAUCUUUGGGAGCAGUUUUUCCUUCAAGUCUCUUUCCUUUUGGCAUCCCCAGAGAGAGCAGGUCACACGAAAUGCUUCUCCUCUGAUACUGAAGCAGUUAUCUGUUGCCAGAUGUGCAAGACUCUCUUUGCUCACAGAAUCCAGCUGCUGCUCCUGCAGGCACCAUGAGGCACAGUCCCCUUUAGCAGCUCCCUUCCUUCCCCGGCCCUCCCACACAGACCUGUGGAAACUUAUUCUGCAACUGUACUUCCCCAAGUGAAGCAGAAGCAUCAGGAAAUUAUUUCUCAUAGGCGGGAAGGUGGGAACAGAUGGGUUUACCCCACUUUGUGUGUGUGUGUGUGUGUAUUUGAUGUCCAGUUGUUUAAGGACCUCUUCUUCCCACUUGGCCCUGUUUUACAGAUCAAACAGAAUCCUCCCUCAACCUUUAUUUGCUAGGAUAAACAAGUCCCGUCCUUUAGUCUCCACUUUUAAGAUAGGCUUUCCAUUCUCCUGAACAUCCAAAAGUAACCCUUUUAACCUGGUAUCAGCGAAUCCUUUUUUUUUUUUCCUCUCCAAAAUUACACACUCUAUUCCAGACAAAUACUGCAGUAACUUUUAAAGUUCCUUGUAUUUAUCAGGAUGAUAAUGAACUAGAGACAGGUCUAUAUAAAAAUUGAAGAAUUUCUCUGGAGCUCUGUAGUUAUAAGUAUGGUUAUCUACACUGUUUCCUCAUACUCAGAGGAAAUACUCUGAUUCACCUCAUGUACCUCCUCUGAUGCAUGAAGAGAGAGGACACACUAUGCUUGUCUCCAGGUGUCCUCUUGGGGAUGUAACAUCGAUGUGCAACAUCAGAACUUAUAAACACUAAUUAAUUCCUAUCAUUACCAUAAAUAAUGUAACAACCAGGAUCAGCAUGAGCUUUUUUAGUAUAUACUUAAAAAAUCUGAUUUUCGAUGAGAAGAUGACAAUGCACCAUAAUGACACAUAGAAAGAGCACAAGAAUGAAUUGUUAUGAGCUGCACUACGUAAGUCUCUCCUCUGUAGCUCAGUGGCCAUAGCUAUGCCCUGCUUUCUGUACGGGAGGCGAAAGGCACGUUUAUAGAAGAAGGAAUUUUUCUGAUGAAUCAACAGCAUCAUGGGGCUAUUUCAAAGCUUAAAUAGCAGAGCUGUGUUGCCAGUCUAGGACUGUGAAGAUUCAUUUUCCAUGUUCUUAAAGUCCAUGUCCUGGACCACAGAAACUUCGUGAUUUUAACUUCUGUGCCAUGUUACUGUGCAACAAUAUAAAUUCCUUGAGUUUUGUCUAUGCUUCUGUUUAGAUCUGGAAUAACUGGAUGUUGUGGCAGGCCAAAAUAAAAUUUAGUAGAUUUGGUGUUACACAGACAUAUUGUAUUAUUGUUAGAAUAUGUACAACACAUCAUUUUUUCUAUUAUUUCUAUUUAUAUGUUAUAACCCAUAUCUCUAUGAUUUUUUUCUACUCAUAUUUUGUUGAAACCAGCUAUAAAUUGCAUUUUAACAGUGGACACAGGCAACGAAAUUACUGUGACAUGCAGAUUAUAUAUGUAAUACUUAUCUGUGAAAACACUCGUAAAGUCAUUUGAAUGUAAAGCAUGCAAUUUACAUACAUAUUUGAGCAAUUAGCUAACAUCUGUAGCUGACUGGAAGAAUGAAAGUUGAUACACAUGUAUUUAUAUGAUGAAUUCUAUUCAUACAUCAGCUGUUACGAAUAAUAUUCUGAACAUGAAAUUAUGUACAACAAAGUUAAAAUUCCUGCAGUUUGGUUGCCAAUGCAACAAAAAGUCUCUCCCCAAAAGAGAGAAGCAAAACUUAGAUUGCACAAUGACUGUCAGCACUAAGCUGGUUAGAAAAGUUAAUUUGGCUCAAAUGUUGUACCUGUAUUUAUUGCUUUUGAAAGUGUUCAGUAUGUCAUGUCUUGAAGAUAAGAGGAAAGGGGAUGAUUAAAACCAUGCAGUUGUUUAAAACUGAUUUUGCUUAUUCAGUUUCCUUACUUUUCCCCAUGAGCUUUGGUUUGUCCUUGAACAGCAGCAAUAUGUGCACCAAUUCAGUGUUUCCACACAGUAAAUCUCAAUCUGCUUCUUACAAAUGUCCUUUAGGUUGAAAGCCAAAUAUGGUAGAGCGAUCCUCCCUACAGGACAGCAAGUAAAGUGUCUUGGGGAACAGGGAGUGGGGACAGCAAUAUGAACGUCUCCACAGAGGUACCUUUAAGUGAAGACACCGCAUAUGGCAGAGUUUCAGAGUCCUGCACGCUAUAAUAUAUCUGCCUCUCCAGCUACUCAGGUCUUCUGGAUAAAACACAGUCAAUG